CUUGGCCGCUACUGUAUAAUGUCGCUGUUGCCGAAACGAAUAGUCUAUCAGUGAGAUGAGUGUGUAUCAUGACGAGAUUGAAAUCGAAGAUUUCGAAUACGAUGAGGAGGAAGAGAUGUAUUACUAUCCCUGCCCGUGUGGAGACCGGUUUCAGAUCAGCCGUGAAGAGUUGGUAGCUGGCGAGGAAAUUGCCACCUGCCCUAGCUGUUCUCUGAUAGUAAAAGUGAUAUACGAUCCGGACACCUUUGCGGCGGAACAAGACGAAGUAGAGGCGAAUGCUAAAAGCAGCGCGUCGGAGGAUCAGCUGGCAAAAAACUAGAUAAGAAUAGUUCAAGUUGUACAGUUAACAGCCUUUCAAUAAA
Messenger RNA from Anopheles nili, 362 nucleotides. RefSeq names its product diphthamide biosynthesis protein 3 (gene Dph3). The record is from RefSeq and is a predicted model, not a curated record. The transcript has a single exon. Gene Ontology annotation, biological process: protein histidyl modification to diphthamide. The coding region runs from base 56 to 319 and encodes 87 amino acids. Lineage: Eukaryota; Metazoa; Arthropoda; Insecta; Diptera; Culicidae. Gene Ontology annotation, molecular function: metal ion binding.